GUGCUACCUGCCUCAUGGCAACCCGUUUUUAAAGCCACAACCCCAAAGUGCGCCAGCGGAAAAGUGCCUGGCAACACGACCGCACUGUGCGCCGACUGCCUCUGGAUUAACAUUGUUCUAACGGCGUCAGGAUUACACAACUCUCCAGAGCCACAUCAGGAAGACAUGGGGUGGGCCACUGUCAUCAAAGAAGCCUCACAUCAUUUCGUGGCAAAAGAAACCCUGGAGUGCAGAGCUGCUUGAUUUAAAUGAAUGUAGAGCUGGACAACAUCUGGCUGUAUGAUGUAUUUUACUUCCCCUUAGAUGUAAUUGUAAGUACCUUGAGUAGAGCAGCCAUCACCCUUCAGUGCAUCCUCUGAAUGGAAGUAUGGACACAUUCAGUGGAGGAAUUUUGACUCAACAUGCCCAGGAACUAUGAGCCUGGUCACUCAGUAGGGAUGUUGGCUGCCGUGGAACAUGGUCCCAUCCUCUGCAGCGACUCCAACAUCCUCUGCCUUUCAUGGAAAGGCCGGGUCCCCAAGAGCGAAAAGGACAAGCCGGUGUGCCGGAGACGGUACUAUGAGGAGGGCUGGCUCGCCACAGGGAACGGGAGAGGAGUUGUUGGGGUGACGUUUACAUCGAGUCACUGCAGGAGGGAUAGAACUACACCUCAGAGAAUCAAUUUUAACCUGCGAGGACACAACAGCGAGGUUGUCUUGGUGCGUUGGAAUGAACCCUUUCAGAAGCUGGCCACUUGUGAUAUGGAAGGAGGUAUUUUUGUAUGGAUCCAGUAUGAAGGAAGAUGGUCUGUUGAGCUAGUGAACGACAGAGGAGCACAGGUGAGUGACUUCACAUGGUCACAUGAUGGCACUCAAGCCCUCAUCGCAUAUAGGGAUGGCUUUGUGUUGGUCGGUUCAGUCAGCGGACAAAGACACUGGUCCUCUGAGAUUAACCUGGAGAGUCAAAUCACCUGUGGCAUCUGGACGCCUGAUGAUCAACAGGUCUUGUUUGGUACAGCAGACGGUCAGGUGAUAGUGAUGGACUGUCACGGACGAAUGCUUGCCCAUGUUCUCUUACACGAGUCUGAUGGGAUUGUGAGCAUGUCCUGGAACUGCCCUGAUUUCCUGGUUGAGGACAGCACCGAGAGCGACACAGACUCUGAUGACAGUAUUCUGCCUUUAGCACGGAGAGUCAAGCCUUUGUUGACAGUCACCUUUUUAUCAGGAGAUAUCAGUUUAAUGAACAACUAUGAUGACCUCUCUCCUGCCGUAAUUCGCUCUGGGCUGAAAGACGUCGAGGCCCAGUGGUGCUCCCAGGGAGACCUCCUGGCUGUGGCUGGCAUGGAGAGACAUGGGCUUUCUGCUGAUUCUGCCUGUGCGUCAAUCAUGAGGAACGCCCUUGUUAAGUUCUAUAACGUCCAAGGAGAACACAUCUACACUUUGGAAACACCUGCACAGAGACCCAUCACCACCAUCUGUUGGGGUCACAGAGACUCUCGUCUGUUCCUCGCCUGUGGACCAGCACUGUAUGUGGUGCGUGUGGAGCACAGGGUGGCCAGUCUGCAACUUUUAUGCCAGCAGGGCAUUGCCAGCGCCCUGCGGGAGGAAAAAGAUGUGGGAAAACUGAACAUGCCCUCGCUUCUCUGCUCUUAUGUCACCACUGCUUUCAUACCCACCAUCAAGCCCCCAAUCCCUGACCCCAACAACAUCCGUGACUUUGUCAGCUAUCCCACAGCUGGGAAUGAGAGGCUUCACUGCACCAUGAAGCGAGCAGAGGACAGCCCAGAGGCAGGCGGACCCUGCUACACUCUCUACCUGGAAUAUUUAGGAGGACUGGUGCCCAUUCUCAAAGGAAGGCGCAUCAGUAAACUACGGCCCGAGUUUGUUAUUAUGGAUCCAAAAACGGACAGCAAAGCAGAGGAGGUGUGUGUGAAUCCCAUGAUUUCAUACACUGACAGCUGCAACUGCUCCGACUCCAGUGACAUUGAGUUGAGCGAUGAGUGGGUCGGGAAGAAGUCACCAAAGUUAUCCCGAGGAAACAGGAUGAACAUGGAAUCGAGAAAAUCUCCCAAACUUUCACGUGCCAAUCAGGAAGGCCAGCGGUCACCACGGUUACCAACGAAGAAGCCUCCUGUUCGAUCUCCCAGUCUGACACGUCGAGAGUUUUCAAUGGAUGGAAUUACAGAACACAACUACCUGGCUCAAGUCACAUCCAACAUUUGGGGAACAAAAUUCAAAAUUGUUGGACUUGCUUCUUUUCUCCCUGCCAAUCUUGGUGCAGUCAUCUAUAAGACAAGUUUGCUUCAUCUGCAACCGAGACAGAUGACGAUCUACCUUCCAGAAGUGCGAAAGAUUUCUCAUGACUUUAUGAGCCUGCCUGUGUUCAACCCCAAUGUGUUCAGUGAGGAUGAGGAUGACUUACCAGUGAUGGGGCCAUCUGGAGUGGCAGGAGACAAUCCUCCCUGCACAGUCAACAUUCCCAUUGCUCCCAUCCACAGCCCGGCUCAGGCCAUGUCUCCUACUCAGAGUAUCGGCCUGGUUCAGUCACUUCUGGCCAAUCAGAAUAUUCAGCUUGAUGUCCUGACCAACCCUACAGCCACUGCAGCAGCUGCAGCUGCAGCUGCAGCAGCUUCUGUCCCUGUUACUGAUCACGGGCAAGAUGCAGUUGCAACACCAUAUCCAGUGCCAACUAGAUACUCAAACCCUGGUCAGGUGAUCUUCAGUGGGCUGGAGAUGGGUCCUCUUCUUCCUGGUACUCUUCCUCCCCCACCUCCACCUCACCAUCUCCCACCGCAGCCUCAUCCGCAGCGGUCUCAUUCACAGCAGCCUCGCCAACAGCAGUCCAAACAGUCCCAACAAAUGCAGGCGCAGCAGCAGCAGCAGCAGCAGCCAAAAAUGCAUCAUCACCAACAACAACAACAGCAGCAGCAGCAGCAGCAGCAGCAACAACACCAUCUUCAGUCCCAAUCGCAGCAGCAACAACAGCAAUUACAGCAAUUACAGCAGCAACAUCAACAGCUACAGCAACUGCAGCACCAGCAGGCGCUACUUCAACAGCAGCAGCAGCAACAUCAACACCAGGUUCAGCAACACCAACAACUACAACAAAGUCAACAACAAGUGACACCCCAACAACUUCAGCACCAGCAUCAAAUUCAGCAGCAGCAGCAACAGAUGCAGCUGCAGCAUGAACAGAUGCAGCAACAGCAGCAGCAGAUGCAACAGCAGCAGCAGCAAAUCCGGCAACAGAUCCAGGAGAUGAGACAGCAGCAGCAGCAGCUCCAACAGCAGCAUCAGCAGAUCCAGCAGCAACAUCAACAGAUGCAGAGGCAGCACCAACAAAUGCAGCAACAACUGAAGAUGCAGAUGUCGCUGCCCCCUCCUCCGACUGGCUAUCCAACCAUUUCUUUACAACAGAUUCAUCUUCUGCCUCAGAUUCCUCCUCCUACCACUGAGCCUAUGCUCAACAGGGGGGAGCAUAGCCACACUCUUAAGCCAAGUCUGCCGCGAACUUUACCUCCCUUCACUGACAUGGAUGGAUCUAUGGAGAUGCAGAUGAGGAAGGUUAAUCCUCCUCCUCCAUACCCAGGCACUGUAGUGUCUGCAGCAGCAGCUACAGCUGCCAGUACGCCUCAAACUCUUGUCACAAACUGUGACAGCCCAAGUGUCCUGGCGCCAGAUAACUGCCUCAAGAAGGAUGAAUUUUUGCUUCACCCCGUCACCUUGCAGUACCCCACGCCUCUGGGGUACGAAAGGAUCACAACCUUUGACAGCAGUGGCAAUGUGGAGGAGGUUUGUCGGCCACGCAGGCGCCUCAUUCGUAACCAAAAUGCAUACGCUGUCCACGGCUCGGCCACGCUCAAAGUCACAUCCUCGGAGAAUAAAAAAAUUCAGCUUCCCUACAGCUCAGCAACACUGAGUCGCCUCUCUGUCCCCCGAUACUCAAUACCUAGUGGAGACCCUCCUCCUUACCCUGAUCCAGCCAAUCAAGUGACUGCUACACUUCCUCCUCCCCAGAGAAUUGAUAGCAGUCUUAUUCAUGCCACUCUACGUCGUGACCGCAGGGACGUGGGACUUAAAGUGCCACAGAUGAUGGAAAGCUCAAGAACCCUUCCCUCCAAGGCUAAAAUAAACAGUGCACUAGCACUUACCUACCAGCAGAGGGUGCCCACUGCAUUGUACACAUGCACACAGUGCAGCAGUAACAGCAGCAGCACCAGUGUCAGUGUUAGUGGGGGUGGAACUACAAGCAGCGGCAUUGCUGGUGGCACGGUGGUGAGGCAGGACUUCCCACCAGGGAAAGGAGCACAUCACAGUACCAUUAUUGUGCACUCAAAAGGUACCUCACCACUGGCCUCUCAGUCGUCUUACAGUCUGCUGGGUGCUGUUGAUAACAGCAGGGACAGAACAGUGUACGUUAACUCUGCCUUUACUGAAGAUGAGACUUUAAAUCAGCAGUGUCACCUUGAAAAGUCUGUACGUCAGCUGACUCUCGGCGAUGUCAGUUUGACUGUUAAACGCCCUCCGCCUUACCAGUGGGACACCUCCACCACAGAGGAGUUCUGGCUCACCCCAGAACAAACAAUGUUAGGUCCUCCACCAGGACCUCAUAAACCGCCUCCACUCAUCAUUAGCCAAGCUCAGCACUUGGACAUGACUCGGCUACCGUUUGUCCUCACGACUAAACCUCCAAGCAGUCCGAGCACAAGCACUCUUACUUUCCCAUCAGGUUACCAGAUAUCCCUCUCACCUUUUCCCCCAGGUGUGGGUCACAGUGGUCCCCAGCUUCAGACAUUACAGAACCCUCCACCUCAGUGCUCUCCAAAUGACGUGGUUGCUUCAGUCCCUUUCGCUCAGCAGGAACCCAACUUGGUCUUGCCACCAGGCUAUCCUCCAAAUCUCGCUAAUUUGGCCUGCUGCCCUCUCCCUCCAAUGUACCCAGGGGCCAGCUCAUGUGCGGGACUUCAGCUGCACCCUGUCAACCUUCACCCCUGGAAUCCUUAUCCCUGCCCACCUCCCAUGCAAGACCCUCCAGCACCUCCCCUCCCAACCAAAACUCAUCAGAUUUUAGAGAAGCCGAUUCUAUCCCCUCCUCCUCCUACUGCGCCGCCUCCACCACCCCCUCUCCCUCCUCCUCCACCACCUACUGAGCUACCGCCAUCCAAAAGUGCCACAGAGGAUCUAGCAGAGUCUGCCAACAACUUUCCAGAGCCAUCAUCCCUGAACGAAAGCCCUGUGCCGCAGGAGUCGGAGCGUUUCAACAAGAAGAGCCGCAAAAGACUGGACAGCAGAGCCGAGGAAGCCAACAUGCCCAACGUCUCUGAGGGCAAGUCAAGAAAGGAAGGACGUGCGCUUUCUGACUUCAACACUCUCAUUUCUAGCCCAAGGCUUGGCAGUAGAGAGAAGAAGAAGCCAAAGGGACAGAGAGAGCAACUCAACAAAACCAAGAAGAUGAGCAGGACCACAAAUGAGUUCCAGGAUAGCUCAGAGAGUGAGCCGGAGCUGUUUAUCAGCGGCGAUGAGCUCAUGAACCAGAACCAGAGUAGUAAGAAGAGCUGGAAGAACAAGCGCAGCAUGCGUAUGGCAAGUGAGCUGGAGGAGAUAAAGUGCCGCAAGGCCAAUGAAAGAGAGGACCGUAGUUUGGGAAGCCAAGGAUUUGUCUAUGUCAUGGCCAAUAAACAGCCAUUGUGGAACGAAGCCACCCAGGUCUACCAGCUUGAUUUUGGAGGACGGGUCACGCAGGAGUCGGCAAAGAAUUUUCAAAUUGAGCUGGAUGGUAGACAGGUGAUGCAGUUUGGGCGAAUUGAUGGGAAUGCCUAUAUAUUGGAUUUCCAGUAUCCUUUCUCAGCAGUGCAGGCAUUUGCUGUUGCCUUGGCCAAUGUGACUCAAAGGCUGAAGUGAAAAGCUUAUUUUGUGUUGUUGUAGACUAAAUCAAAAGAAGCCACAAUGGUCUUUCCACCCCAAUGUGUUGGGCUAUAGCUUGGAAAAUGUCAGAGUUGUGGUGAUUCUUUUUUUAAAGAACAGGUUAAUAUACAAGUUGGUCUUGCACAUGCAGAUCACGUACAAUCAGUCUGUUGAAGGCAAAGUCAGGCUAGGUUGGUGGUCAUGGAGACUAAACCAGUUACUCCAUCAUUUGUAGUUUAUACAUUGAAUGUACUCAAGCUAAUUUUAUUUAUUAUUGAAAUGUUAUUUAGUGAAGUAAAAAAAAAAAAAAACGCCUUCUGGAUAAUCAAAAGGUAAAAAAAGUAAAUGUUGGAAUGGAUUUUAAAAGCAGUCUGGAGGAUUAGUACCACACAUGGUGCCAAAGACAUCUUCUCUCUCCUUUAAUGAUGGCUAAUUCAAUGUAUAUCAAAUUAAUGAAUAUUUUACACAUGUUUGUGCUGUUAGGGUUACCUGCAUUGUGAGGUACGGUGGUAUUCAAAAUUGCAAAUACAUUUUCACAAAGCCAUACCAUAUCUGAUACAAACACUGCACUAUUUUAAUUCACUUUUAAGUAAUUAAGUAAAUGAAUUAUAAAGUUUUAUGAUGAAUACCUUUAUUUGUAUAUUUAUUCUUCAUACAAAUCCCAUUUGUUCAAGGCAAUGCUUUGAAUUUUAAUCUGUUUUGUUUGUUAAAUGUCCUCUACAUUAUGUUCAAAUUGCUGAACAUGCAAUAGAAGAAUAUAUUGAUUCUGUAACUGCAACAUGAAGAGUUGAGUACAGUUUACCCUAGUUUGUAUAUUUUCUAUUCAUGAUACUUCUAUGAAGUGGUGCAAUGAACAUAGUAAAUCAUAUUAUUUUGGCCAUUUUACUGCAAAUCAUUAUUUAGUCAGAGCUGUUAUGAUCUGAGAAUAUUUAAUUCGUUUUUUCAUGUGUAAAUUUACAUGUUAUUUUUCAUUUAGAAAACUUCCCUCUACAAUUGUCAGUAAUGGUCAACGGUAAGUUUACAUGUGCCAAAUUUAGCCAAAUAGCUGAAUGCAUUUGGUGGAAAGUGAAUUAGUGGCAAAGAUGGUAGGAAAUGGUCCCAUCCCCACAGACAAAACUUUGUUUAAACAUGGAGAUCCUCUCAGUGACUCUCAAACUUGGUUGGCUCUGUGUUGUUUUCAUUGGGUGUUUAUGAUGCUACUACAUCAGUAGUUUGCCGCGUUGGAAAUCAGUGCUGCUUUAGAUAGAUAGAGCUUGUGUGCAAUAAUGCUACUACAUAGAACUGAUGUUGUACUUGCAAAAGAAAAUACAAAGCUGCUUGCACUGUGUAUUUAGUAAAUGACUUAACAUCCUUAUAUGCUUAGAAAAUUGUGCUUAUUUGUUGCUAAUUUCAGUAAUUUUGUACUUCACCUUUGCUUUAACAUGGUACCAAGAGUUUUUUGAUGUUGUAGAAAAAAAGAUUGAGAACAAUAAACUUGCAAAGGUAUUAAAUACAACAUAUUCAUGAGUUGUUAAGAUUAACUGUUAGUAGGAGUGAAAUUCAUGUAGAUUUGGUGCUAAUGUAUAAAAAAAAAAAAAACAAGUGUGGAAAUGUCUGGACAUUUGUCAUUUGCUAAUUGAAGGUUGUUUUAAAGUAUAUGAAGAAAGCAUUUCGCAAGAGGCUACAGGAAAUUUGGUGCGGAGGGUUUCUAAUUUACAGCUUUUCAUUUAAUGCAGCUUCAGAGACUUCAGCGACGGUGUGUGUCAGUUAUCAGCAAUACUGCCUAAUGAAUAGUUGGUUGCCUGAUUUUUUUUUUUUCUCUUAAUUUGUGAAGGAAACAAUUAUGAUAUGACCAUAGGUUCACAUUGACCUAUAGGCUGGCCAAAAUGUAAUAAAAAAAAAUACAUUGUU
This is a messenger RNA of Dicentrarchus labrax (European seabass), 7772 nucleotides long. It is a transcript of the gene tulp4b, whose product is annotated as TUB like protein 4b. Lineage: Eukaryota; Metazoa; Chordata; Actinopteri; Moronidae. Gene Ontology annotation, molecular function: protein binding. The record is from RefSeq and is a predicted model, not a curated record.